Fusarium odoratissimum NRRL 54006 is the source of this 1161-nucleotide messenger RNA. RefSeq lists its product as uncharacterized. Bases 175 to 876 code for a protein of 233 amino acids. The transcript has 2 exons. The record is from RefSeq and is a predicted model, not a curated record. NCBI's taxonomy places the organism in Eukaryota, Fungi, Ascomycota, Sordariomycetes, Hypocreales, Nectriaceae.
CAAGGCCCCGGGAUGGUCCUCCGUAAACAACGUCGAUCUGGCUAUAAAAGCGGGCGGCUGCCUGUUCACCAAACGGUUCUCAUUUGGAUCAUCUCAUUCUAUCCUUAUUCUUACUAGUAUAAUGCUUAAUUAAUCUAUCUAUUCAUCUCUACUUACCUCUUUUUAAUAGCCAUAAUGAAAGACCGAACAAGCGAUCAUAUUCAUUUUCCUCAGCAUGCUCAUCGGAUUCCACGACGCUCAGAUGGUGUCAGUGGAUAUAGCGAUUUGCUGGGGAGGGCGGUGUUGAUAUCCAUCAUCAAUUACCUUGCUGAUGUUGUCGAUGCAAUUGAAGACAUCAAGCUGCCCAAACAGCACAAAGAUCGUACCAAGUUGAAGAACGAUAAGAAGAGAAUGUGCGACACCGCUGUCAGAGGUGCAAACACGUUGACAGCCCUGUUCAAUUCGGCAAAGGGCCAGACCAAGUACACUGACCCAGCCCCAAAGAACUUGCCGCUCUACCGAGACGAAAUCCGGGGUCAGUUAUUGUAUCCCCUGUCGAAAGCCAAGACAUCGAAGCCCAGCCUUGGCAAAUCUUUCACAUUCGCCCCAUGGCAACAAAGACUCACCGCUAUAUUGUCCGGUAUCGAGGAAGAAGUCUGCUGGUGGCUCAGGCUUCAACGUCCAACCAAGGCAUAUGAUAAGCGCUCAACGACACAUAGUCACACAACCAAGACAUAUGGCCAACGCUCUACCGCUAGCAAGCCUUAUGAUCAAUACUCUACACGCACGGGGAAGACUGAUCAGCGAUCGUCGAGGCCCAAGCAGUCAAAGAGCCAUUCUCAGCGAGGGAAAAGAAGCCGUUCGCCUUCACCCUCUGGUGGAUGUGCUGUUAUGUAGCUGGCUACAUCUAAUUGAGAAGCAGUAGCUAGUCCUACUUACAAAAUUUGGAUAUUUACGGUUUAUGGAAGCAACGGAUCAUGAAGGAAUGAAAACAUGGGUGGCACGGAUUUUGCUUAGGGAUAAAAAUGGAUUCAGGGAGUCGCUGGCACGGAUAAAAUUGGGACAAGGACGGCGGUAUCUUUUGGAGCCAAAUUGCAUAUAUCAUGGGACGGAAACUUGUUUGCAGCAUAGGAUAAAAUACACCAUUCGCGAAUUGAAUUGAUACCUUGUUACUUAUGAGCA